Magallana angulata is the source of this 860-nucleotide messenger RNA. RefSeq names its product collectin-12-like. The record is from RefSeq and is a predicted model, not a curated record. NCBI's taxonomy places the organism in Eukaryota, Metazoa, Mollusca, Bivalvia, Ostreida, Ostreidae. Gene Ontology annotation, molecular function: signaling receptor activity. The transcript is spliced from 4 exons. Bases 77 to 841 code for a protein of 254 amino acids.
GCUUGUUGAUAAAAAGUCUUUCAUAAAUUUGUCUGUUGAGGAGUUCGUUCGUACAUUUGUGAAGUUAAAAAAGAACAUGCAAGAUUUUAUGCUAUCAUUAAUCCUCAUUUUCAUGGUUCAACAUUCUAUUCUUAACGGUGAUGAACGUCACAACCAAUUUUCAAAUCAAGGUGAAGACGAGCCGGCAGGGGCGGUUUUUGCGAUUUUUGACCGUCAGGACUACAGCCGUGUUCGUUGUGGAAUUCUGUGUUUGGAUGACCAAUGCUGCAAGGAAUUUUUGUACAGUGCGUCCACUCGGCGAUGUAUCGGCCGACAUUUUAUGUGGUUUAGCAGUAGUAGUUCGGAUAACGCGGUUUACACAACGUAUGAAGGAAUGACAUCGUAUAAAAAAGGCUGUGAGACUGGUUGGUUGGAGUUCAAAGGUCACUGCUAUUUUGAAGGUCAAAGUCUUGCUACUUGGAAUGACGCCAAUUUGCAAUGCAAGAAAAUGUGUUCCCAUCUGGUGGAGAUUGACUCUCAGGAUGAAAAUGAUUGGCUAACCAUGACAAUGUUAAAGAAAGAAAACUGUGGAACGUAUGAGUAUGAGAAUUGCACAUCGUGGACCGGGGGUAACGAUAUCCAGACCGAGGGUUCUUACAUGUGGGACCAUUCGAACACGAACAUAAAUUUUACCAACUGGCAUUCAGAUGAGCCCAGUCUAAUAUUCCCGAACGACACCCUCACAAGAGACUGUAUUGAUUUACUGAGGACGGGGCUUUGGAACGACCGUCCCUGCUCUUAUUUGAAUUCGUUUAUCUGUGAAAAGUUUUCAGAAGAAAGUGAACUUGUGAUUUUAGGAUGAAUUGGGUAGAUGUAGUAUA